Messenger RNA from Catharus ustulatus (Swainson's thrush), 2827 nucleotides. It is a transcript of the gene SLC11A1, whose product is annotated as solute carrier family 11 member 1. The transcript is spliced from 15 exons. Bases 820 to 2388 code for a protein of 522 amino acids. The record is from RefSeq and is a predicted model, not a curated record. Gene Ontology annotation, biological process: metal ion transport. Gene Ontology annotation, molecular function: cadmium ion transmembrane transporter activity; manganese ion transmembrane transporter activity; iron ion transmembrane transporter activity. Gene Ontology annotation, cellular component: plasma membrane. Lineage: Eukaryota; Metazoa; Chordata; Aves; Passeriformes; Turdidae.
UUGUUGCUUUGGAGAAACUGGGGCUCAGGGAGGGCAGGUGGAGCUGAGCUGCGUGCUAAAGCCCCAGCAUGCCUUCUGGGUGGGAUCCUGUCCCCCUCCCAGCUGUUCUAGCCCUUGAUUAGGGGGUGGGGGAUGCCUGGGGUCUACUGUGGAGCAGGGCCAGGCUCACAUCCCUGCACCUGCCACCACCCCACGUAUUCCUGGGGGACACCCCUUGCCCACCUCCCUGUGGGACACAGCCUGGCUGGCAGAAGAGUCCCCCAGAAGGGCAGCCAUGGGAGCACCCAUGAGCUGCUCCCCCUUUCACCUCCACAGCCACGAGGGUCCUGGGGAUGGGGUACCCCCCUUUUGUUGGUACAGCACAGCACUGCAACACUGGCACCCCAUCUUUGGCAUGGAGGUCCCUGUACCCGAGUGUGUUGUAAGCACCCUGUGUCCCAGAUCCUGGCUGGCUGAGUGCUUCCCCCGGCAGCUGAGGGUGCAUUUUGAUCUCCUUACGCAACAUGCGCCUGCUUCCUCUUCACUCCCACUUCAAUGGCAUUUCCCCUACUCCCGUGAGGCCAGCCCUCCCUUCUCACUCUGUGGGACAUUGUCCCCUGUCCCCUCAGCCACUCAGGCAGAAGCGUUGGCAUGUGAUGGAAAGCGACAAGCAGACAUGCUCCCACGCCUGGGUGAGAGUGCCUCGUGUUCACACGUGUGUAAGGCAAAGGAGAGGGAAGGGGCCUCCCAAACCGGGGGAACCAAGACUGCGUUCAUAGGGGCCUCAGCAGGUCCCUGAACAGAGGCCAAGAGCAGAGUUACAGCACUGGCAGGAGCCCCAUGCCCCCGCAGCGCCCUGGCACUCAGGACCAGACCUACCUGGAUGAGCUCAUCAGCAUCCCCAAGGGCAGCGGGCCUGGCUUCAGCUUUAGGAAACUCUGGGCUUUCACCGGCCCCGGCUUCCUCAUGAGCAUCGCCUACUUGGACCCAGGCAACGUGGAGUCAGACCUGCAAGGCGGGGCGCUGGCGGGAUUCAAGCUGCUGUGGGUGCUGCUGUGGGCCACCGUCCUGGGGCUGCUGUGCCAGCGCCUGGCCAUCCGUCUGGGCGUGGUGACCGGGAAGGACCUGGGCGAGAUUUGCUACCUCUAUUACCCUAAGGUGCCCCGUGUGCUGCUCUGGCUCAUGAUUGAGAUCGCCAUCAUCGGCUCCGACAUGCAGGAGGUGAUAGGGACAGCCAUUGCUUUCAGCCUGCUCUCAGCUGGCCGCAUCCCCCUCUGGGGUGGGGUCCUCAUCACCAUCGUGGACACCUUCUUCUUCCUCUUCCUUGAUAAGUACGGGCUCCGCAAACUGGAAGCUUUCUUCGGCCUCCUCAUCACCAUCAUGGCCCUGACCUUUGGCUAUGAGUACGUGGUGGUGAGGCCAAGGCAGGUGGAGGUGCUGAAGGGCAUUUUCCUGCCCAGCUGCCCAGGCUGUGGGCGAAAGGAGCUGCUGCAGGCCAUGGGCAUCGUUGGUGCCAUCAUUAUGCCCCAUAACAUCUUCCUCCACUCCUCCUUGGUCAAGACACGGAUGAUUGACCGGUCCAAGAAGGAGGCAGUGCAGGAGGCCAAUAUGUAUUUCCUGAUCGAGUCCUGCCUGGCCCUCUUUGUCUCCUUCCUCAUCAACCUCUUUGUCAUGACUGUCUUUGGCGAGGCUUUCUACCACCAGCGAAAUGAGGACGUGUACAACAAGUGCGUCAACAGCAGCAUCAGUCACUACGCCAGCAUCUUCCCCACCAACAACGAGACAGUCUCUGUGGAUAUCUACCAGGGGGGCGUCAUCCUGGGCUGCUAUUUUGGGGCAGUGGCAUUGUACAUCUGGGGCAUCGGGAUCCUGGCAGCAGGACAGAGCUCCACGAUGACUGGGACUUACGCAGGGCAGUUCGUCAUGGAGGGCUUCCUGCAGCUCCGCUGGUCCCGCUUCACCCGGGUGCUCUUCACCCGCUCCUUUGCCAUCCUGCCCACUGUCUUCGUGGCUGCUUUCAAGGAUGUCACCCACCUCACAGGCAUGAAUGACCUGCUCAACGUCCUGCAGAGCAUCCUGCUGCCUUUUGCUGUCCUGCCUGUCCUCACCUUCACCAGCCUGCACCCACUCAUGCAGGAUUUCAGCAACAGCCUCCCAGGGAAGGUGCUGAUGAUACUCAUCACGGGGCUGGUCUGCGCCAUCAACAUUUACUUCGUGGUGGACUUUUUGCCAACGCUGCAUGGCCUGGAGUACCACAUUCCCCUGGGCCUGCUGCUGGCUGCCUACGUGGCUUUCGUCGCCUACCUGAUCUGGACAUGCAGCAUCGCGCAUGGAGCCCGGUUCCUGGCCCGGGGCCACCACAGCCGGUUCAAUUUUGGUCUCGCCCUCGACCCAACAGGCACAUGGUGACAGAUCCCAUCCCUGCUUAUUAUCCCCACGUCCCUGUCCAGCGCGGCCUCCUCACACCGGACACGGAUUUGCUGCCACUCCGUGUCCGGGAAUGUUUUAGCCAGAGAUGCACGGCAGACCUCCCCCCAAGAUCUUAGCGCUCAGCGCUUCUCCCCACCCGCAACGCCGCCAGUUCCGGGGUGCUGGUCCAGGCUCGAUGCGAGAGGAGUGGGAUAGCAGCGGGAGGUUCUCCCGGCCCUUGGCACAGACAGCUUCAGUGAAGGAGCCGCGGCGGAGACUUCCCCGGCUCGUUAUUGCCGGGAACCGCCGGCCCCCGGGACCGCUAAUCUGCGCUGGGGACCUCUAAUUACCGCGGGGACCGCUAAUUACCGCGGGGACCGCUAACCACCCCCUACCGCCCGGGACCGGCCCCAUCCCCACGGGGACUCCGAAACUCGGG